This is a messenger RNA of Hyla sarda, 850 nucleotides long. RefSeq lists its product as uncharacterized. The record is from RefSeq and is a predicted model, not a curated record. Lineage: Eukaryota; Metazoa; Chordata; Amphibia; Anura; Hylidae. The transcript is spliced from 2 exons. Gene Ontology annotation, molecular function: nucleic acid binding. Bases 75 to 791 code for a protein of 238 amino acids.
AGCCAAUCCCUGACUGAGGAGGGACAUCAAUGCGGCCAGUGAUUGGAUGGUGCUAACAGUCAGAAGCCAUUGACAUGUCGUCGAGGUUAACACGUGAGGAGUGGAUAGAAAUUGUGUUGAUGUCUGGUGAACACAGUAGCUGGGUCAUUGCAGCAUAUUUCAAUGCAAGACACUCUACGAGACCACCCAGUUUCGUGAAACUGCCAAAAUGUGGACGCAUGAAAUCUGUCACUAAUGAAGAAACAUCAGUGGCUGUCCUAGCUUCAUUCAGCAAGAGCCCACAGCGUAGCACUCGCCGCAUGUCACUGGAGAGUGGCAUUAAUCGAACAUCCCUUUGGUGGAUAUUAGCUACUCACAAAUGGCACCCUUACAAACUCCAGCUACUGCAGCAUCUCAAUGAGGAUGACCCAGAUCGGCGCACUGAAUUUGCAGCAUGGGCAAAACAAAAAUUGGAACAGUACCUUCAGUUUACGCAGAAGAUUUUGUUCAGUGAUGAGGGAAACUUUUAUGUGAAUGGUGAAGUUAACAAACAAAACCACCGCUAUUGGUCUGACACUAACCCACAUUGGAUAGAUCCCUCCAAGACUGUUGGAACACAAAAAUUGAUGGUAUGGUGUGGUAUAUGGGGUACAAAGAUAGUGGGGCCAUUCUUCAUCAAUGGAAACCUCAAGGCCACUGUAUAUGCGAAAUUGCUACAUGAUGAUGUGUUUCCCUCUUUAUGCACUGAAGCUGGCACGUUCCCAGAGUGCACCACCGCAUUUUGGGUGUCAGGUCCGAGCAUUUCUAGAUGAACAGUUUCCUGGAAAGUGGAUUGGUCAUUGUGGGUCAGUUGAAUGUCCCCCAAGGUCUC